GUUACUUUGUGCUGCAUCACAAAAUAUCGUCGCAGAGCAGACUUCUUGAUUUUCUCUCCAAGGAGCUCAAGCUCUCUCAUCUCUGCUGGGCAAGAUGUCGACCGCUGCGCGCCGCCGUCUGAUGCGAGACUUCAAGCGCAUGCAGACCGAUCCGCCUGCUGGCGUCUCCGCAUCUCCCGUCCCCGACAAUGUCAUGACUUGGAACGCUGUCAUCAUCGGUCCUGCAGACACCCCUUUCGAAGAUGGAACUUUCAGGCUCGUGAUGCACUUCGAGGAACAGUAUCCAAACAAGCCCCCGUCGGUCAAAUUCAUCAGCCAGAUGUUCCAUCCGAACGUUUAUGCCACAGGCGAGCUUUGCCUCGACAUUCUCCAGAACCGCUGGAGUCCAACCUACGACGUUGCCGCCGUGCUCACCAGCAUCCAGAGCUUGCUUAACGACCCCAAUACUGGAUCCCCCGCAAAUGUCGAAGCGUCCAACCUCUACAAAGAUAACCGCAAAGAGUAUAUGAAGAGGGUGAGGGAGACAGUGGAGAAGAGCUGGGAAGACUAGACUGCGGCGCCUGUUCCUCGAGAAGACAUGAUUUGGGCAGUCUUAAUAUCCGGGGAUGGCGAUGGCGACCACACGACCACGGCGGUAGGGUCGCUCUUGGGGCACGCACGUACCACAGAUCGUCCAGGCCCAGAACCGUCCCCCACCCCCCACCUUCUCUCUUCCUUUGGUUAGGUUGGAGUUCUGGAGUUUGGCCAGUUUCCGUCAGCAUUUCGAAGGCGUGUCAUUACAUUGGUCUCGGGCGUUGUCAGUGCGGCUCACGUCUCUGGUUGGGCAUCUCUCGAGGCAGUUGGAAUAUCGAUACGGGAGGGGAAGGCGGGGGCGUGAUUGGAGUUCCGGCCCACAUCAUUCUUUGCAAGAAGCAACCCUUCAAGUUAGGCGCCUACAUUCUUUCACACCGGUAGUUCAAAGCAUUUGGCGGUGGUUUUGUAUUGACCUAAUAAAAUAACAUGCUUCCAAGU
Messenger RNA from Thermothelomyces thermophilus ATCC 42464, 1011 nucleotides. RefSeq lists its product as uncharacterized. The transcript is spliced from 4 exons. Gene Ontology annotation, molecular function: ubiquitin conjugating enzyme activity. NCBI's taxonomy places the organism in Eukaryota, Fungi, Ascomycota, Sordariomycetes, Sordariales, Chaetomiaceae. The record is from RefSeq and is a predicted model, not a curated record. Bases 95 to 550 code for a protein of 151 amino acids. Gene Ontology annotation, biological process: protein polyubiquitination; proteasome-mediated ubiquitin-dependent protein catabolic process; DNA repair. Gene Ontology annotation, cellular component: HULC complex.